CAAAAUGGAGUUGAUCCUGAACAAGGUAAACAGGAUAGUAGGUCUUUCUGGGAGAAAAGGAAAUUUUUUGCAAGGCAGGAGGAAUCAUUUCAUGAUGGGCUCACUUUCAAAAGGAGAAAUGUGGUUAAAAUCAAAUGGGAGGGAGAAAAGGAGAAAUCACCAGGUAGCCGCUAUGUGUGUAAAAACUUAAUCAAACAAUCAAUGGGAUUUACUCCUGCAGAUGUUUUUGCUUUUGUAAAUGUGUCAGAUAUUGAUUUUGAAAUAAGUUUCAAGUUGUCUCAAGGUUUAGACAGAUUUUGGAAUUUAUAUCAAGAUAAAAAGACAUCCUCAGCAUGGGAAGGCUUCAGGGCGAGUCCAGUCUCAAAACCAGAAGUAAAAACAGUAACAAUCUUUUUUAAGAAUGAGUCUGUCCCUCCUGCUGAUGUGUUAGUCUGGUUAAAGAGACAAUGCAAUGUUUUGAUGCCUUUAAAACCUGUAUAUAAUGAGGAAGGAUUUUGGGUGGUGGGUUGGAAGACUCAAGUGAGGCUAAAUGUGCAAAACAACAUGACACAGCAUCUCCCAAAUUCAUUUUUUAUAGGCAGAGAAAGGGGUGUUUGCUUUUAUCCAGGGCAGCCUCGUCAAUGUUAUAAGUGUGGAUCAAGGAGGCAUUUGGCAGGAGACUGUACAAUAAAGAUGUGCACAUUGUGUGGGGCCCAGGGGCAUGUCAACAAAGACUGCGAGAAUGUGAGGUGUAACCUGUGUGCGGAACUGGGUCAUACACACCGUGAUUGUCCUAAUGCCUGCCACAAUAUUGUUAAACUUUGCCCAAGAAUAGAGGAGGAAAUAUUUCAGGAAGAUGUAACAGAAGAAAGGCGGGAGGAGGAAGGGAACAAUGAGGUUGCCCCCUGUCAAAGUAAAGAAAACCAAAAGGCAGAAAGUACUGUUACAUCAGUGCAGGGAAGGGGGGAUGACUGGAAGGUGGCAGGAAAAAAGGCAGGAAAAAAAGCAGGUAAAAUGAUCUUAGAAAGUGAAAUCAAAACUUCAAACAGAUUUGAAUUGCCCUCAGGAAAGUCAUGGGGGGAUUUGGCAGAGGAGGAAGAGGAAUUGAGAAGGAUUGGUGAAGAGAAAAAAAGGGAUGAAGGGAACAAAAAGGAGGUAAAAAAGAGAGUCAAGGAAAGGUCAAUUAAAAAGAAUGUGGUACCCCCCAGCAGUGGUUUGGGCAAAAGAAAGAAAGAUUCUGUAUUAGAAUCUGAGGGUCCAUCAAAUGUGGAAAAAGGAAUUGUGGAGGAGCAAGGGAAGAAAAGGAAAGGAAGGAUAGAUAGUGAGGAAGAGUGGGAGUCCAUUGAUGAGGAGGAUCUCCUGGUGGAGGGGGAGUCGUUGGGUGGCAUGGGGAAACCCCAGUAUAAAAGACAUGCAGAACACAAUCCUGUGCGAACAACUAACUCUCCAAGAUGCCUGAACAAAUAAUUAAAUUUAGUACUAUAAAUGUGUGUAGUAUUAAAAAUGUUAAAAAAAGACGGGAAGUGUUUAGUAACUUGGAGAAAGAAGAAAAUGACAUUUAUUUUUUGCAAGAAACAAGACUAACAAAUAAGAUAGAGAUUUUUAAUGCAAAAAGGGACUGGCAAUUGAAAGAAAUAAAUAUUAAUAAAGAAAACAAUAAAUUGUGGAGGGGGAUAGAUUUUUCAUCGGAAAAAACUAUGGAUUUUUGAAUAUCUAUCUGUUGUAUGUUUUGAUUUGUUUGUUAUGACAUUUUGAUUUUGUUUAUUGUUAUUGUUCAUAUUUUUAAUAAAAAUCCCU
Messenger RNA from Xenopus laevis (African clawed frog), 1776 nucleotides. RefSeq lists its product as uncharacterized. The coding region runs from base 202 to 1446 and encodes 414 amino acids. The transcript has 2 exons. Lineage: Eukaryota; Metazoa; Chordata; Amphibia; Anura; Pipidae. The record is from RefSeq and is a predicted model, not a curated record.